AUCGAAUCAUUAAUAUUUGAUAAUUAAACGACACAAGUAAUACACUACUACUGAAGCGGUAAGUGCAUUAAGUUUAUUCCGCUCUUACAAGAAUCCAAGAAAGUCUCCUCCCCUCCCAGAAUUCCAAGAAACCUCCUCCUUCGUUACUUGACUUCUUCCUUAAUCAACAAAAGAUUUUUUUUGGUUAUUUCCGGUAAGUACUCAGUCCACAGUAUAUAUCUGGUCUAUAAUAUCUUCUUCAAUUUCCAGACACACAGACACCUAGUAAUAUUGUGAUAUAGGCUAUUGUUAAGAUGGCUUCUUCAACGCUUUUGCUGUUGGUGGUGUUUAUUAUUGAUUUGAUAGCUUUUGCACUUGCUGUUGCUGCUGAGCAAAGAAGGGCUUCUGCAACAACUACCACGGAUGCUACUUCAAACUAUUGCGUCUAUGAAUCAGAUGUUGCGACUGGCUUGGGUGUGGGGUCACUGCUGUGCCUUCUGGCAAGUCAACUACUUGUGAUGUUUGCAAGUCGAUGCUUGUGUUGUGGCAGGGCACUACGGCCUGGCCGUCCAAGGACCUGGGCAAUUGUCCUAUUUAUAACCUGCUGGUUGACCUUUUUUAUUGCUGAAGUGUGCUUGCUAGCUGGUUCUGUGAAAAAUGCCUACCAUACCAAAUACAGAACUAUUCUAUCUCAGAACCCUCCUUCCUGCGAGACAUUGAGGAAGGGGGUCUUUGGGGCUGCGGCUGCAUUGAUUGUUUUCACUGGCGUACUCUCUGAGCUCUACUACGUGAGUUAUUCAAGGGCUGAUGAUGGAUACCUCCCUAAUGUUAGGGAUGCUGGCAUAAGGAUGGGGGCCUUAUAACAAGAGACCACCAACAUUACUAGAGAUAAUUUUAUUAGAAAACUGAAGUACGAUGGAUGGUGCUUUAAUGUUCUAGGAUUUGUUGGGUUCUCAUCUGUAAAUUGUGGUGCUAUUCUGAAAUGGAGGUGCGUAUAUGUACGAAAACAGUUGCCCCUCCUGUUCCUUCUAACCUCUCUAAUGUCUUGUUCUGCCACAGUUCCACAUGUUUGCCUUUUUCUUCUUGUCCUUUCUUUUAUUUUCUCUAUAUAAUUCUUGGUGGAGCGGUACAGACGUUGCUCCUCCGGCAUC
Coffea arabica (coffee) is the source of this 1130-nucleotide messenger RNA. RefSeq lists its product as uncharacterized. Lineage: Eukaryota; Viridiplantae; Streptophyta; Magnoliopsida; Gentianales; Rubiaceae. The record is from RefSeq and is a predicted model, not a curated record.